AACAUAGUAGUCCGGUACUCCUGUGGGCCACCCCCUUUCCUUUCCGCCUUGAGCCGCGACUCGGAGGGUUGGGUUCCGCGGCGGGGGCGGGGCCGGGGGCGGGGCGGAAAGUGGGCUGCGGCCGGCGGGUGGGCUACUCGCGGCGGCCGGCCCCGGGACCCCUCCAGACCGCUCGAAGACGUAAAAGGCCCGCCGGGGUCCUGGUUGUUUCACGUCCAGAACCCAGUUCCUCGCGUCUUCCGCGGGGCUGUCCGGGACCAGCGGGUGUGGAGAGUGCGGCCGGCCUGGUCCGGGGAGGGCCCGCCUUAGCGCCAGCCCUCAUCACCGCCCCCGCGUUUUGCAGAGGAGUGAAACUCUGGUUGGCUUGCUUUCCAAUCAGACUUUGGCUCUUUCAUUUUAAAAAGUCUCGAGCGCCCACAGCCGGGCACUGUCCCGAGAACUAACCCAGGCUGUAGUGUUUGGGAACUAGGCCCGCUCGGCGGCCACAGUUUCGGGCGUCCCACCUCUGCACGGCCCGUCGGGCCCCGACAGCACGCGGAGAUGAGGAGCAGGAGCAAUUCCGGGGUCCGCUUGGAUGGCUACGCGCGGCUGGUCCAGCAAACCAUCCUGUGCUACCAGAAUCCCGUCACAGGGCUGCUGUCAGCCAGUCACGAGCAGAAGGACGCCUGGGUGCGGGAUAACAUCUACAGCAUUCUGGCCGUGUGGGGCCUGGGCAUGGCCUACCGUAAGAAUGCGGACCGUGAUGAGGACAAGGCCAAAGCCUACGAGUUGGAGCAGAACGUGGUGAAACUGAUGCGGGGUCUUCUCCAGUGCAUGAUGAGACAGGUGGAUAAAGUGGAGAAGUUCAAGCACACUCAGAGUACCAAAGACAGCUUGCACGCCAAGUACAACACUGCCACCUGCAGCACCGUGGUGGGCGACGACCAGUGGGGCCACCUCCAGGUGGAUGCCACCUCCCUCUUCCUCCUGUUCCUGGCCCAGAUGACUGCCUCUGGUUUACGUAUUAUUUUUACCCUUGACGAAGUGGCCUUCGUACAGAAUCUUGUUUUUUACAUAGAAGCUGCAUAUAAAGUUGCUGAUUAUGGAAUGUGGGAACGGGGAGAUAAGACUAAUCAGGGCAUUCCGGAAUUGAAUGCAAGCUCUGUAGGAAUGGCCAAGGCAGCUCUUGAGGCAAUUGAUGAACUGGACCUUUUUGGAGCCCACGGAGGACGCAAGUCCGUCAUCCACGUCCUGCCUGAUGACGUCGAACACUGCCAGUCUAUUCUGUUCUCCAUGCUGCCAAGAGCAUCAACAUCUAAGGAGAUUGAUGCUGGACUUCUUUCCAUUAUCUCUUUCCCGGCCUUUGCAGUGGAAGACAUGAACCUCGUGAAUGUGACCAAAAAUGAAAUUAUUUCCAAGCUCCAGGGGCGUUAUGGAUGCUGUCGCUUCCUUCGAGAUGGUUAUAAAACCCCAAGAGAGGACCCAAACCGAUUGCAUUAUGACCCUGCGGAACUCAAGCUCUUUGAAAACAUUGAAUGUGAGUGGCCCGUGUUCUGGACAUAUUUCAUAAUAGACGGGGUCUUCACCGGUGACGCCGUUCAGGUGCAGGAGUACCGGGAGGCCCUGGAGGGAAUAUUAAUCAGAGGCAAGAACGGGAUCCACCUGGUGCCAGAACUGUACGCCAUCCCGCCUAACAAGGUUGAUGAAGAGUAUAAGAAUCCCCACACAGUGGACAGAGUCCCUCUGGGGAAGCUGCCCCAUCUGUGGGGUCAGUCCCUAUACAUCCUCAGCUCGCUGUUGGCAGAGGGGUUCCUUGCCACUGGGGAAAUUGAUCCCUUAAACAGAAGAUUUUCCACUUCCGUCAAACCUGAUGUUGUAGUACAAGUUACUGUUCUGGCCGAAAACAGCCACAUUCAGGACUUGCUGAGGAAACACGGGGUAAACGUCCAGAGUAUUGCUGACAUUCAUCCAAUCCGGGUCCAGCCGGGCCGGAUUCUUAGUCACAUAUAUGCCAAGCUUGGACGGAAUAAGAAUAUGAAAUUGAGUGGGCGACCGUAUCGGCACAUUGGCGUUCUUGGAACAUCUAAGCUAUAUGUGAUUAGGAACCAGAUCUUCACUUUCACACCCCAGUUCACCGACCAGCAUCACUUCUACCUGGCCCUGGACAAUGAGAUGAUUGUGGAGAUGCUGAGGAUCGAGCUGGCCUACCUCUGCACCUGCUGGCGAAUGACAGGCAGACCCACGCUCACCUUCCCCAUCACCCACACCAUGCUCACAAAUGAUGGCUCAGACAUUCAUUCUGCAGUUCUUUCUACAAUUAGAAAACUAGAGGAUGGAUAUUUUGGGGGAGCCAGAGUAAAAUUAGGGAGCCUUUCGGAAUUUCUUACUACGUCUUUCUACACAUAUCUGACCUUCCUGGAUCCAGACUGUGAUGAGAAGUUGUUUGAUGAUGACAGCGAAGGGAGCUUCAGUCCCGAUUCGGAUUUGGGAGGGUACUUGGAAGACACCUAUAAUCAAGUUACAGAGAGCGAAGAUGAACUGGACCAGUAUAUCAACCACCUCCUACAAAGCACAUCCCUGAAGUGCUAUCUGCCCCCUCUUUGUAAGAAGACAGAAGACAGCCAUGUUUUCAGUGCCAUCCACUCCACUCGGGAUAUACUUUCCGUGAUGGCAAAAGCAAAGGGUUUGGAAAUUCCAUUUGUUCCCAUGACUUUGCCAACUAAAGUUCUAAGUGCUCACCGGAAAUCACUAAAUCUUGUUGAUUCUCCUCAGCCACUCCUAAAACAGGCGCCUGAAGAGGACUUCCAGUGGCCCAGAGAUGACCAGGGUGACGUGGACUGUGAGAAGCUUGUGGAGCAGCUGAAAGAUUGUGCGAACCUCCAGGAACAAGCAGACAUUCUGUACAUUCUGUAUGUAAUAAAGGGCCCCAGCUGGGACACAAAUCUUUCCGGACAACACGGGGUCACGGUUCACAACCUCCUCAGCGAGCUCUACAGGAAAGCUGGCUUGAACCAGGAGUGGGGUUUGAUCCGCUAUAUCUCUGGCCUGCUCAGGAAGAAAGUGGAGGUCCUGGCGGAGGCCUGCACGGACCUGCUGUCACACCAGAAGCAGCUCACGGUGGGCCUGCCGCCAGAGCCCCGGGAGAAGACUAUUUCUGCUCCCCUGCCCCCCGAGGAGCUCACAAAACUCAUCUACGAAGCCAGUGGGCAGGACAUCAGCAUCGCUGUCCUCACACAGGAGAUUGUGGUCUACCUGGCCAUGUACGUCAGGGCGCAGCCCAGCCUCUUCGUGGAGAUGCUCAGACUCCGGAUCGGACUGAUCAUUCAGGUGAUGGCCACGGAGCUGGCACGGAGCCUGAACUGCUCAGGAGAAGAAGCUUCUGAAAGUUUGAUGAACCUCAGCCCUUUCGACAUGAAAAGCCUCCUGCACCAUAUUCUCAGUGGAAAAGAGUUUGGCGUCGAGAGAAGCAUGCGACCUAUCCAUUCCUCCACAUCCAGCCCUGCCAUCUCCAUCCAUGAAGUGGGACACACUGGGGUCACCAAAACCGAGAGGAGUGGCAUUAACAGGCUGAGGAGCGAGAUGAAACAGAUGACUAGGCGAUUUAGUGCUGACGACCAGCUGUUUUCUGUGAGCCAGGCCAUGUCCAGCAGUGCGCAUUCCUCCAAGUCCGCGAGGUCCAGCACCCCAUCCUCGCCCACUGGCACGUCAUCCUCAGACUCGGGUGGGCACCACAUUGGCUGGGGGGAGCGCCAGGGCCAGUGGCUCCGCAGGAGAAGGCUGGACGGAGCCAUCAACAGGGUCCCUGUGGGAUUCUACCAGAAGGUGUGGAAGAUACUUCAGAAGUGCCACGGUCUGUCCAUCGAUGGAUACGUGCUGCCGUCGUCAACGACGAGAGAGAUGACCCCGCAGGAGAUCAAGUUUGCCGUGCACGUGGAGUCGGUGCUGAACCGCGUGCCACAGCCCGAGUACCGGCAGCUGCUGGUGGAGGCCAUCAUGGUGCUGACGCUGCUCUCGGACACCGACAUGAACAGCAUCGGGGGCAUCAUCCACGUAGACCAGAUCGUGCGGACGGCCAACCAGCUGUUCCUGCAAGACCAGGGUCCCCUGUGUUGGUGCAGAAGCAUGUCCCAUCAGAAACCCUGGCCGGGAGGAGGUGGCAGCAGUGGACCUGAAACCAGUGUCUGUCCGAGCAGGACUCCUGUGCUCCCCCCAGGAGUGCCACAGGAUCCCCUUCUAGGUUUGCUUUGCUGUAACAUUUGCUGCAACAUCUGGUCUCGGAGUCUGAAGAGGAAUUGGAAACUGGUCCCUUUUGAGUGCAGUGUGAACGGAGAAGCCAGCUUCAGUCGGCUCUCGCUGAGAGUUCCUGCAAUCGGUCGGCGGUGCUAGUGACACAUCUAAAGAUAGGAAGAGCCUUACUGCGGCAGGAACGGACCUUGACAAGGGGAACGUCUUACCAGGAUGUAGUCUGUCCGCUAGUCUGUAGUGGACCAAACUGUUUACCAAAUAGAACAACUCUGUCUUUCUGUGGAAGUUUGGUUUCCUUGUGCCUUGUUGCUUUCUAGGGCUCUUGUUGUUUUGUUGGCAGAGCUACCUUUGUGUGACAGCAUCCGCUCUUGCCGAGAUUGAGAAAACUGCUUGCAGUUAACUCUGGCUUGUGGUCUCAAGGCUUUUAUCCUGGCUCCUUAUGAAUUAGAGAUUUCUUCUGCCUUAUAUAGAAAAAAAACCCCACAUCUUCUGGAUGUAGCACACACACACAUACACACACACAGGCAGGGGAGGUGCCAACUCUCCUUAGAGCUGGGCCAACUGUUGUUUGGGGACUGGAGCAGGAAGUCCCUCUGGAAAGCCUGGGCCCCCUACCCCCACAUGCAGUGACCACCCUGCGGGUGGGCGGUAUCUCCUCCCGCACCUGGGGUGGGUGGGGGGGGUGCUCCAUGAGGAGCGCUUGGUGCCAGAUGCCCGGGAGCCGAGUGGAGCGCCCUUGCACAGACAAUGCUUCCGUCUUAGCACAGAGCCAGAGUGGCUACUUGAGCCUGUUCCCUGGAAGGCAGGCAUGCCUAGGGGCCUGGAAUGUCAAGCAAGGGCAGAUCCUCGUAGGAGAGGGCCUCGCCGUCUUUGGCUGGUAUUUGGUGAACAGAAUUUUCUCUCUAGGCACUGUCUUACCUUUUGGAGGCCGGGGUGGGCAACAACAGGGACCAGUCUCUGUGGGUGGCAGACUUUGGGGGACAGGCCACCCCCGGUGGUUAAAUGGUGAGCUCCAGCUGCUGGAGGGUGACGGUCUAGGUUUGUGACGACUGCCACUGAGGUAGGGAACAUGGCCCCGGGAUCGUUGGCUCAGAGGUUUAUGUGAAGGGGGAGAAAGCUGAUACUAUCGCUGCUUUGAGGGGACACAGAGGUGCCCAGAGCCCCUCAGAUUCCAAACUUAGUACUGAUCCCUAUUCUCAAUGUGGGAGAGCCGCUCUUCAGCUGGGCCCCAGGGAGAGAGAGUCGAGAAACACAUGGCCCAGCGCUCCUUACCUGGGCUCGGUGGUGUCCAUGCCCCAUGCACAUGUGACUCGGGGACCUCGUUUGGAAUUCUUGAAAGCGCAGUUCUUUCUUUGCAGAGGCCUGGGGUGGUUACAUACAGAGCCACACCGGAAUCUGUCCGUCCCGCCCCACGGACUUCUCCCUGCUCCUCUCCCCCUUCCCUAUCAAUGUCCCCACGUGCUGCGCACUUUCCGCACCAGGGGCCGGAACACAAAGCUACAGGAGGUGUGACUCGGUGCUCAAGGGCCUCAGCCCGGCCGGAAGGCUGGUGAGAAAAGCUGUGCGCGCUCGGUGGCACAGACCCAGCAGAGACCCAGCCGCCGCGGGGACCGGAAGGCCGGGCCCGCCCGGAGCGCAGGUGGCAGCAUGGAGCUCAGCGACCGUGCGGCCUGGCCCGCAGCUCCUGCCCACGCAGCACAUGGCCUGGCCUGGCACCACGCUCCCCCGCGCUCCUGCAGUGCUCCCUGCCCAUGCCCCGUCUUUCCAGAGAGGCAUGUUUGGGCCCGUGUGCCUCUGAGGGUCCAAGGCAGGGAGGUGGGCACGGCCAGCCUGGUUUCAGAGUAGCAUUUUCAUAACCUUUGUUUUGGGGUUUCGAAAGACAUGCCUCACGUACUUCACCUGCUAGACUUCCUGGAGGGUCGUUUCCAAGGCAGGCAACGUAACAAAGGCACAAGCUGUGUAAGUCCUGGUGGCUUCUUGGGAGAGAAAGUUCCAGAAGAGUUACAGCCCUCCCAAUUGAGCCAGAUGCUAAUUUAGAACAUCACCUGCCCAUGGAUGGUACGCAAACCACAGACGCUGUGGCGGGGCUCACCAGCCGAGGUGCGGGCCAGGGGGUAGAGCCAUAAUAAGCAAUUCAGCGGCGCCUUCGGUUCCCUCUUUUGAAGCCUCUUUCAAAUGAAAUCCUGAAAUAGUAUCGCAUUUCCACAGGCAUCAAGCUGUCAGCUUCAAAGAAGGAGAACGGGCUUCGGAGGCUUGCUGCCAUUAUGAGCAGCUGAGGCCCACGCCGCGGAGAAGAACAGAUGCUUAGGGAUGGCAGAGGCCCUGUGCGGCCACUAUCCCAGCCACGGCCCACUGGGCUUCCACGCCAGGUGAGCGUGGCCCACGGCCCCUGCUGCUCGUCCCUCUGUCCACAGAGCAGAAAGGCCAGUUUUGACCUUUACUGGGCCUGGGAGGUAGCAUGUUCUUUUUCGGAGCCAGGAACAAACAUUUCUUUUAACAUCCAUUGAAAAUCUGUCGGCCGCCCCACCUGCUGCUCACCCUGGCUUUGACCCAAGUGAAGCCAGCAGCAAGGACGAAGGUUCUGUCUCGGAGUCAGACUGGCCUUCCAGCCCAGCUCUGUGACCUGGGGGUGAGCGAUGUAGCCUCUGUGCACCCCAGUUUGCCCAUCGUCAAAGGUACACCAAGGCCCGCAGACCGGGACGGGGCUACGUGUGAGGGAAUCACAGGGAUCCCUUUCUGCUCCCGGCCUCUGGCGGUCGGAGCCUGGAAUUCCCGGUUCACAUGAAUCCAGGUUUGUCCAGUGGCAGCCCCCAGCCAGGCCAAGGGCCAGAGGCAGACAGGUCUCCAGGUCGUGCCCAUGUCUCACGGGGUGGGCAUCUGUCAAAAGGUCCGUUAGAGCUUCUGCCACUUUUCUGGGGCCUAGUGAACGGAAGGAGACUGUUACACAUUAGCUGCCUAAAUAGAACUUAAAUGCUCCCUGUGUGUGUGUGUGUGUUUUUUUUUUUUUUUUU
This is a messenger RNA of Mustela erminea (ermine), 7235 nucleotides long. It is a transcript of the gene PHKA2, whose product is annotated as phosphorylase kinase regulatory subunit alpha 2. Gene Ontology annotation, biological process: glycogen metabolic process. Gene Ontology annotation, molecular function: calmodulin binding. The record is from RefSeq and is a predicted model, not a curated record. NCBI's taxonomy places the organism in Eukaryota, Metazoa, Chordata, Mammalia, Carnivora, Mustelidae. Gene Ontology annotation, cellular component: phosphorylase kinase complex. The transcript has 33 exons. The coding region runs from base 541 to 4365 and encodes 1274 amino acids.